Clarias gariepinus (North African catfish) is the source of this 3453-nucleotide messenger RNA. RefSeq names its product transforming growth factor beta receptor-like (gene tgfbr2l). The record is from RefSeq and is a predicted model, not a curated record. Gene Ontology annotation, cellular component: plasma membrane; signaling receptor complex. The coding region runs from base 153 to 1961 and encodes 602 amino acids. NCBI's taxonomy places the organism in Eukaryota, Metazoa, Chordata, Actinopteri, Siluriformes, Clariidae. Gene Ontology annotation, molecular function: activin receptor activity; activin binding; type I transforming growth factor beta receptor binding. The transcript has 7 exons. Gene Ontology annotation, biological process: heart development; cellular response to growth factor stimulus; transforming growth factor beta receptor signaling pathway.
GGCCAGAAACGCGUCGGUCCAAGAGGCUCAGCUCUUACAGCGCACAGGACAGCCCCAAAAAGUAUACAUGCAAACUUUUCUUUUGUCUCUGACAGCGAGAAAGGUCAAAGAAGAAUUUUACUGACUUGGUUGUUGUGUCUGAGGGAAGAACUAUGGAGCCCAGGGGCUGGAGAUUCACGCCUUUCAUAUGCGUCCUUCUGUCGCGCCUAUUACAGGUCAGUGCGUUCACUCAUAUAACAACUAACCUUUGUAAGUGGUGUGACCAGUCCAGUCCUGAGUGUGAGGACAACAUCUGCAUGACCAAUUGCAACUUCAGCUCCUUUUGCACCCAUGCCGAGGAGGUCUGCGUGGCUAUAUGGAAGAAGGAAAAUGAGAGUAUGAGCGUGCAGACUCUAUGCCACAAUCCUCAACAUGCAUUGGAAAACAUCGUGCUGCCUAACACCAGCUCCACAGAGUGUGUCAUGACUUCACUGCCCUCUGAAAACAGUUUGCUGUUUCUCUGCAGCUGCACCAGGGAGCACGACUGCAAUGACAGGCUCGUCUUUGAGAAGGGAACAAAUGGGUUCUCAAGGCUAAAGGGUAAAGAUGUGAUUCCCGUAGUGGUGAUAAGCCUGGUUCCUCCACUCCUAGUAGCUGUGAUUGCUACAAUGGCAUUCUACCUCUACCGCACACGCCACCUCAGCAAACAACCUAAAGACUGGGCACCAAAGCGCACACAUUACCAGUCGUUAGACCCACCGGAGGCGUGUGCGGGUGAAGCCAACACCAGUGACUACCAUGGCAAGCUUAUAUCCCUCGGAGAAGAUGCUAAUUCAGACAUAUCAUCAAGCUGUGCCAACAGUCUAAACCAUAACACCGAGCAUCUACCUAUCCAGCUGGAGGCCCUGGUUGGUAAGGGGCGAUUUGCUGAGGUCUGGCGAGCACGACUUAACCACAGCGAAUGUGGCCAGUAUGAAACGGUGGCAGUAAAAAUCUUCCCAGCUGUGGAAUAUGCUUCCUGGCGCAAUGAGAGAUCCAUCUUUUCCGACCCCAACCUGAAACACGAGAACAUCGUUCAGUUUCUAACUGCUGAGCAGCGUGGAGGUACAGCUAGCACCUCCCAGAGGCAGUACUGGCUAAUCAUGGCCUACCAUGCACCAGGGAAUCUGCAGGACUUCUUAGUAAACCAUGUGCUAAGCUGGAGUCAGUUGUGCGCAAUGGCAUCAUCAGUGGCACGAGGCCUAGCGCAUCUGCACAAUGACACAACACCAUGUGGGACCCCGAAGGUGCCAAUCGCACACCGAGACUUAAAGAGCAGCAACAUUGUGAUGAAAAGCAACAACGAGUGUGCUCUGUGUGAUUUUGGUCUCGCGCUAAGACUGGACAUCUCUCUCACUGUGGAUGACUUUGCCAACAGUGGGCAGGUUGGAACAGCGCGCUACAUGGCCCCUGAGGUCCUAGAAUCUCGAGUAAAUUUGGAGGAUUUGGAGUCCUUUAAACAGAUGGAUGUGUACUCCAUGUCUCUGGUGCUGUGGGAAAUGGCCUCUCGCUGUGAUGCCAUAGGAGAGGUGAAGAGCUAUGAGCCUCCAUUCGGUUCGAAGGUGUGUGAUCAGCCAUGUGUGGACAGCAUGAGGGAUCUUGUGCUGAGGGACAGAGGACGGCCAGACAUCCCACUCAGCUGGACAAUACAUCCGGGAAUGCAGGUUCUAAGUGCCACUAUUACAGAAUGCUGGGACCAUGACCCAGAGGCACGUCUGACUGCACACUGUGUGCUGGAACGCUUCAACACUAUGGCGCAGGAAGAACUCGAAUGCAGCACUGUUUUCGUCUGUAUCCCCAACUCCACUGAGCAACAGGGCUCCCCUCUUCCCUCUAACCACAUGGAGCAUGACGCUGGCACGACGCCAGCAUGCCCUCUUCAGCCUCAAGCCACAGUCGAAGCUCAAGCCUCAACCUCCCUAAGGCCGCUGAGUGAAGCGUGACCACACCUCCCCAAAGCCCUGCAAACCAGACUUGUUUUUGUAAUAUAUAUUGGUUCAAUAUGUGGAGCUGGUCUCCCUCAUCGGUUUCUUAUUAUUUUUAAAUAUUACUGUUUUGUUUUUGGACUUAAUGAACAUAAUGCACCACUGAAGAAGGGACUAAAGGAUGAGCGUGAUGAUAUAAGCACUGGCUUCGGAGUUCACGGCGACCCCAUAACCACUUCAUGCCCAUGCAGAAGUUAUUUGCCCCCAAGCAGAGUCUAUUUGAAGUAUUUUUAAAAGGAUCACUUUAAGGGCUCAAUGUUCAGAUUGUAGCGUAUAUAUGAAAUCCUGCUUUUGUUGGAUGAGAGAUUCCUCAAAGACACUGAGCAUCAAAGAAAGCGUCCUUGCUGUGUUGGCAGUGUGUGUGUGUGCCAUUUCUACUGGCAAAAAAUGUUUUCCAAAAACUGUUUACCACACAUCAUUUUCUCAUUUGAAUUUUUCCAUUGCCCUCUGACUCGCUUGCUUUUAACAACAAUGCGGUCAUCUCACGAGCUUGGUUUUGGGAGGGGCUUCAGUUCGAUUAACCACAAGCCUUGAAGCAAACAUAAGCUUUAAAGACCCAUCACGCAAGUGAGCGGGAAGGACUUUUUUUUUUUUCAGCUGAAGGAAAAUCAGAAAGCGUUUUAUUGUUACUCUAAAUUAAUCCAUGUGCAUAGGCCUGUCUUUAUGGAAACAAUUCAUAGCUGCUUUGAAAUCUGCCACAAACUUGAGGUUUAAGUUCCUUUUGGUUACGAUCAUUGUUAUAUUGCACAUUUAAUUACUGCUUGCCUGCUUCAGUUGCUGCUAGCCAUAUUGUCUAACUCACAUUAAGUGGUCACACACUUUUCUGCCAAGAAGUUAUGGGAAGAGCUUGAACCAGACUUCCAUCAUGAAUUUACCUAAUCAGCAGAUGCAGUUUCUGGAAAGAACAAAAAUGUUAAAUAUAUAUAUUUUUUUCUUUUGGUAAAUUAAACCAUUUAUUACAAAACUAACACAAUUAAAGACAGGCACUAGGUCUAGAGUCAGGACACACUGAGCAUAAUCUUGUCUUAAAAUAACUUGUGUGAAGUCAAAUGACUAUUUUUGGUCGUCUCCCCACCUCCCUAAGAGCCACAGCACAUCAAAAGAUUUUCAAAGACUUUCAGUGAGAAUGGGAUAACGCACCUAGACCACAGCCUAUAGUGAGAUAACACAAAGAUUUUAAUGCUGUGAUACUCUUGGGAAAUCUAAGCUAUCUGUAUACAUAAUAGUUUAAUUGUUUUCAAUAAGUAUUCUAAAGAGAUUGUGAAUAUCUGUGAUCUUAUAGCAUGAUCAGGCACUGAGUAAAGUGGCAGGUAGAGUAAGGUUUGUCAAAUGAUGAACCAUAAAAAAAGAAAAAAGGGGGACACAUUUAUUGAGCCAUUUUGUCCUUUCCUUACUGUGAACUGGUGUCACAACUGUACAGAUCAUAUACUCAUAAAGGGUUUAUACAUCA